This is a messenger RNA of Hyposmocoma kahamanoa, 1678 nucleotides long. It is a transcript of the gene Ctns, whose product is annotated as cystinosin homolog. Gene Ontology annotation, cellular component: lysosomal membrane. The transcript is spliced from 10 exons. The coding region runs from base 135 to 1439 and encodes 434 amino acids. Lineage: Eukaryota; Metazoa; Arthropoda; Insecta; Lepidoptera; Cosmopterigidae. The record is from RefSeq and is a predicted model, not a curated record. Gene Ontology annotation, molecular function: L-cystine transmembrane transporter activity. Gene Ontology annotation, biological process: L-cystine transport.
CUGUGGCCGAGUUGUUACUUUAGUUGCUUACAAUUUGUUGUACUGGACGUUACAGUUUAAUGUUGACAAAAAUCAAAUAUUUAGUGGGUGUUGUUUAGAAAUCAAAUAAGAGAUUGAAAAGUGCAGUCUCGAAGAUGGCAAGACCAGUAUUGCAGACGGGUUCAUCCGCGGCCGUUUCUAGUCAUAGAAUAAGCAUGAGUUUCAUUUGCCUCGUCACUAUGAUUUUAUUAGGACUUCCAAUUGCACAUUCCCAGCGUGAACAGACACCGCGAUUCUACGUCGAGAAUAACGUCUUUAAUAUUUUAGUGGACGCUACCCAACUUUUCCAUUUAAUGCAAGUUGGCGAAUUUAACACAACUUUAGAAGUGACGAGCAAAGUACAAUAUCCUGAUUUAGUGCAGCUAGUGCCCUCUAGUGUCACAAUACCGAAGUCGGAAAAUCCCAAUGCAAGCGCAGUGUUGUCGUAUGAAAUAUCCGCAUAUGCAAAGAGCCCAGGGCAUACUUAUGUUACUUUUGAUGCCACACCUACUGGAUUUGUUGACAUGGAACAAGUAUUUCUCCGUAUAACAGUGAUGCAUUCGCGUAUCAUUCUAAUAAUCUCAGAAAUCAUGGGUUGGGUUUACUUUAUAGCCUGGUCGGUCUCGUUCUACCCUCAGAUCUAUAUAAACUUCAAACGGAAGAGCGUCGUUGGACUUAAUUUUGACUUCUUGGCACUGAACAUCAUGGGUUUCACUUUGUAUUCUGUGUUCAAUUGCGGAUUGUUUUUCUCUAAGGCAAUUCAGGCCGAGUACUUCGAAAGACAUCCUCGAAGUCUUAACCCAGUACAAUUGAACGACGUUUUCUUCUCUCUCCAUGCUGCCUUCGCUACCAUCGUCACUAUUGCACAAUGCUUUAUCUACGAGCGCGAGGACCAAAGAGUGUCAAUGGUAGGACGAGGUAUUCUAACAGUAUUCGGUGGCAUCGUGAUCGUGACGGCCAGUCUUGGAGCCGCUGACAAGCUCGAAUGGCUCGACUUCAUUGGUUACUGCAGCUACAUCAAACUGUGCAUCACACUCAUCAAGUAUGUGCCACAGGCCUACAUGAACUACAAACGCAAAUCCACGGUAGGUUGGUCCAUCGGUAACAUCUUCCUGGACUUCACGGGUGGUCUCCUAUCAAUUCUCCAAAUGAUGCUCAAUGCCUACAAUUAUCAAGACUGGGUAUCUUUCUUUGGUGACGCAACGAAAUUCGGCCUGGGAUUGUUCAGUUUGAUAUUUGACAUCUUCUUCAUGCUACAACACUAUGUCUUCUACAGAGAUGGCAAGAAUUUAGUGAGUGACAGUAGUGAGGAGGAACUUAACAUUUUGACUACGAAAAGUGUUGACGGGAGAGAGUACUUUUUGGUCAUCGAUAACUGGCAUGCCGAUCAAAAGAAGUAUGAUUUGGAAGGGAAGGCGUGAACGACUCAGCACUUAAGACGUCAAUUAACAUUUGGCAACCAGAAGUAUUGAAAAUUCCGUCUACGGGAUCUGUUUACAAUUUCGUUAUACAUCUUACACUUUUUGCCAUCGAAUUUUUUUAGCGAAAUAUUUUUUUUUUGUAUUUAAAUAGUAUUACUAUUUAACGCGCUUAUCCUAAUUUUGAUCUUAUCUUUUUUUCCAUUAUACAAAACAAAAUAAGUAGACAUCCAAUGUUGUAG